This is a messenger RNA of Etheostoma spectabile (orangethroat darter), 2697 nucleotides long. RefSeq names its product angiopoietin-related protein 5. The record is from RefSeq and is a predicted model, not a curated record. NCBI's taxonomy places the organism in Eukaryota, Metazoa, Chordata, Actinopteri, Perciformes, Percidae. Gene Ontology annotation, biological process: regulation of immune response; negative regulation of T cell activation.
GUUUGUAAUGAGAAAAGUUUAUUAUUUCACAGAUUUCACAAAUGUAAACUGUUUACAUCUGAGCAUGAGCAACUCAAAUCUGGACUUGACUCGACUUAUAUUGGCAAAUGACACAUACUUUGGACCUUUAAUGGCGGCUGCAGCAACUCAAACCCAGCUAGACUGGAGCUGCUCCCGCACUCCUCCUUUGCCAGGAGUUAGCUUGUAAUAUUUGUGUACUUCGCAGUCCCUCCCCCGGACAGCCGGCCGCAACUUGAUCUCACUUCCAGCUGCUGUUUGCUCUCCUCCCAAUGAAGCGGUCUCCUAGAGGCUGGGAGUCAGGCUUAGGGACCACAGGGUGCGCUAAUAAUUACUCGCUAAUGUUAGCUAACUGCAAAGUCAGCUUCCCCUGUACGUGCAAAUGCUGUUGGAAACAUAAAACAUAGACCGUUAAUAUUAAUAUACAUAAAGUCUAGGGUUGAAAAUUGUACAAUCAUUUCAAAAUGAAGGCUUUAAAUAGCCCAGUAAACCUAGCUGGGGAUUAUUCAGGUUACUACAACAUAAACACACAGAGGAAACACACUUGUUACCAGAUGGGUGUUGUUUAAGUAACAUAAUUUUACUUAAAAUAGAUAUUCACUUAAUAAGCAUGUCUUCUCUUCAAAACAAUAUUAGCUAUGUUACAUAUUUUAAGAACAAUGCCAUAUAUACAAAAACCAUAUCACAAAAGUUAGCAAUGAUUGCUCUUUUUUAAUUCACUAUUUAUUCAUGAUAACAAUCACUGACUUUGGAAGUUUACAAAGACACAGUGAAACUAUAGCCUCACUCUGUCCUUUCUGCCCAAGUUAAAACAAGCAUUACUGUAUAAUAACUAACUAUUAGCAUGCAAAUCCAACUAAAUUGACUGAACUCAUAUUUGUAACAGUAAAUUAAUACUUUGGAAAAGUGUUUCUUCCCCUCUUUUUGUCUAGGCCAGUUAAAAUAUACAAAGGGCCAGUAAAACCCUGAUCUACAGGGCCAGUGGGGAAAAAUGUCAUAUUGGACACAUUUUGACGGGUGAGAAAAGUUUGACCAGCUGGUGGCACUAUAUGAACUUUUAGAGGAUUAAAAGUAACAAAAGAGAUUAAUCUUCUGGGCACCUUGAAUAACUGGCAAACCCUUCAUUAAUAUUCAAGACAUUUCACUAAAAAAGUUAACCACCAGCUGAGAGUACAGAUGGUGUCCUAAUGAUAGCCCUAGAUUUGCAAAAACUCUUGCGAGACACUUUACAACAACCUAUACUAACCUUAACCACUCGAGGUCUAUGACUAACACACAAGAACUUUCACAAAUCUUGGGUCACCAUCUAGAGAUGCCCGAGAGUCAGUAGGAUCCGUCCUCUGGGAACCACGGAUGUCAAAGUUUCAAUGCAAUUCACGGCAACAAAUUCAAAAGAAGGGUGUACGUUUUUUUUAUCCCAUGCUAAUUAACAGGCAUGAGGGGAAAGUGUGUACGUGUGCCUGUAACAGGCUUUUGUUGUUUGACUCAGCCUCAGAAUGUUGUUUGCCUUGAGAGGUGUCACCAGAUGGGUAAAGUCAGAGAAAUGAGCUUGUAAACACUGCAGGGCAUAUUUUAAGUGCAGAAGAGUUUAAAUAGCACAGUUGUGAAGGCUGUGUGACACACUUUUUCUACAAACAGAAGAUACUUCAGAGAUAAAGGGGAAAUAAGAUCACUGGGUGUGUUAAAAAGACUUUCCUCCCUUUUCAGUGUGAAAAGGGACUUUGAGCUGACAUUCAAGGUUCAUCCAACACAGAGGUCAAAAAUGAAGAGUCUGGUUGGGUACUUUGUGCUUAUUUUGGUAUUUCUUGUAAGCUGCACGGAACAGACUAAGAAACGCAAGAAUGUACUUUCUUCCCAAGGAACAGACUGCACACAGAUAAAGGCUCUCAUGCCACAAGCAUCCAGUGGCGUUUAUGUAAUCCAGCCUAAAGGAGUCAACAUCCCAUUUAAGGUGUACUGUGAGAUGCGGCCGGACGGAGGCUGGACGGUGUUUCAGAGGCGCAGUGGAGGGGCAGUUUCCUUUAACAGGAAAUGGGCUGCAUAUAAAAAGGGUUUCGGAAACUUGACACAGGACCACUGGCUCGGUCUGCAGAUGAUUUUCUCUCUGACCAAGAACAAGACCAAGAAGUGGACCAUGAGGGUUGACCUGUGGGACCACGAAGAUGUCACUGCUUUUGCCGAGUACAGAAACUUCAGAUUGGGCAAUGAACAAGCAGCUUUUAAACUCCAUGUUGGGAAAUACCAAGGAAAUGCAGGUGAUGCCAUCCGUGGUGCCUAUUCUGGCAUCGACCAGAAUGGCUACGGCUUCAGCACCCCCGACCGUGACAAUGACGGCUGCUCCCCGUGCAUCUUUGGUGACAUCGCUGAAGCAAAAUGCACAAAUUCAAACGGCGGGAGUUGGUGGUACAGCCGCUGUGGUUCUGCUAGUCUGAACGGCGACUGGCAUCCUGCCGGGGACCACAUUGGUUGGGCGUCAGGCCUGUACUGGCACACCUGGAAGAAGCCUGCGCAGUACUCCUUGAAGGCCACCAGAAUGAUGAUCAAGUCUGCGUGAGAGGAGCCACAUUACUAGCUUUUGUUGUAGCACGGCAUUACAUUUUAGCCAUUUCAAAAACAAAAAAUUGAUUUUAUAUGCAAAUCAAUUUGUGUUUUUGUUUUAGAUACUGGUGGUAAUAACAC